Messenger RNA from Hibiscus syriacus, 1945 nucleotides. RefSeq lists its product as uncharacterized. Lineage: Eukaryota; Viridiplantae; Streptophyta; Magnoliopsida; Malvales; Malvaceae. Bases 174 to 1376 code for a protein of 400 amino acids. The transcript is spliced from 6 exons. The record is from RefSeq and is a predicted model, not a curated record.
AAUUUUUUUUUAAUUCAGUGGAAUUGACCAUUUUACCCUUUACCUUCUCAAUUAGAUCUGUCCAUUUCCCUUCCCUCCUAUCAUUUUUCUUUGAUCUGCAAAGGAAAAUAGGAUCGCUUACUUCCAAUUCUCAGUAAAGAAAAAGAAAUCCAAAGGGAAAAAAAUAUAUAGUUAUGUUUGGGACAGGAUUGGGGUUCAGGAGAGUCCGUGGAGAAGACCGGUUUUACAACCCGGCCAAGGCGAGAAGGUCGUUUGAGAACCAGCAAACUGAUCAACUACGGAGGGCUCAAAGCGAUGUUACGGUCACCCAAUCGAAUGUGGACCGGGAGACGGAGAAAGUCGUUGCUUCGACUGACCAUAAUAAACCGGUUUUGGUUCCCGUUUCAGAACCGGUCGUCUCUCCUUUGAGUAAUUUGGAGCGGUUUUUGGACUCGGUCAUGCCUUCCGUCCCCGCACUUUAUCUCUCUAAGAGGACGAUUAGAGAGUGGCGGACACGUGACGGAGAAUUUCAGCCAUAUUUCAUGUUAGGCGAUUUAUGGGAGACAUUCAAAGAGUGGAGUGCUUAUGGUGCUGGAGUCCCACUGAUUUUGAAUGAUUGUGAUUCUGUUGUUCAGUAUUAUGUACCUUAUUUAUCCGGUAUUCAAAUAUAUGUGGAUUCCAUGAAAUUGCCUGCCAAGUCCAGGCAACCAGGUCAGGAUAGUGAUAGUGACUUUAGGGACUCGAGCAGUGAUGGUAGUAGUGAUUGUGAACCUGAAAGAGGAUCAAAUGCUUUGAGAGAAACAAGAAAUCUCCACAUGGCAAGUGAGAUAUCUCGUAGGAUGGAUAGAUUGUCCAUGGGAGAUCAGCAGAUACUUCAAGAAGACUUAUCUAGUGAUGAGGGGGAAUAUGUCAAUUCUCAAAGUUGUUUGAUUUUUGAGUAUUUUGAACGAAACCCUCCUUAUAGCCGAGAACCUUUAGCUGACAAGAUUGAAGAUCUGGCCUUCCAGUUCCCUGAAUUGAAGACACUAAAAAGCUGUGAUUUACUAUCUUCCAGCUGGCUUUCCGUUGCAUGGUAUCCGAUUUACAGAAUACCUACUGGACCUACAUUAAAAGAUCUAGAUGCUUGCUUUCUGACUUACCAUUAUCUUCAUACACCCAGAGGAGGUGGAGAAAGUGCUCAGGCACCGAUUGUGACAUGCCCCAAUUACAUGGAUGGUGUUCCAAAGAUGUCAUUGCCUGUCUUCGGUCUUGCAUCAUACAAGUUCAAGGGAUCCUUGUGGAUGCCUAAUGGAACAACCGAUUGUGCCUUGGCAAAAAACCUCUUUCAGGCUGCUGACAAUUGGUUGAGACACCUUCAUGUCAAUCAGCCAGAUUUCUCAUUUUUCUGCAGCAGGUGAUAGUCCGAUAUCUUUGUAAUGGUAGUUCUAUCACUCCAGAAGGGAAGUGCAAUCAUUACAUGUCAAAAUAUUUCCUACAAACAAACUAUAUUUCCUCAGUAUUGGAGGUCAAGGCCAAAUGUUAAAUUUGGGGUUGUAAUAAUUUAUAAAAGAACAGAACUUGGGGGGGGGGGAAAUGUCGUCCGACACGGAACCGUGCUGGAUGGAAGGGAAGAAGUGAAGCAUUUGCGAUAAAUAAAGGAAUUGAAUGGAGAAAAAAUUAGACUCAGACGCUGAUGUAGAGCCUGAGCUCAAGCCAGUGCGGAGGCGGUUUCCUUUCACUAUCAGCAUAGAAUAUAUAUUAGUUUCUUCUUCUUGCUUUUACUUUACCAUGUUUUAAUUUUAAUUUAUGGAUAAGUUAAGAAAAACCAGGCCCUUUUUUCGUCCUGAUGAUAAAAAAUGUAGGAUUUCAUGUUUUACUAGACAUUAUAGAGGGGAUUUUGGUUUGGUUGCUUGCAUAAGUGCGACCUUUGAGCUAUCCCUUAUAUGUAUUGUAAUGCUAAUAAUGUUUAUCAACAUUUAAUCAUCUU